This is a messenger RNA of Chanos chanos (milkfish), 2995 nucleotides long. It is a transcript of the gene telo2, whose product is annotated as TEL2, telomere maintenance 2, homolog (S. cerevisiae). The transcript has 21 exons. Gene Ontology annotation, molecular function: Hsp90 protein binding; telomeric repeat DNA binding. NCBI's taxonomy places the organism in Eukaryota, Metazoa, Chordata, Actinopteri, Gonorynchiformes, Chanidae. Gene Ontology annotation, cellular component: cytosol. The coding region runs from base 162 to 2750 and encodes 862 amino acids. The record is from RefSeq and is a predicted model, not a curated record. Gene Ontology annotation, biological process: 'de novo' cotranslational protein folding.
GUUACGCCACAGUUUCACAGUCCAGUAGGUUCAGUUGGAGAUUUAAUCUUAGAGAUUCAUUUUAAUGUAAUCAAAGGGUUGCAGUACAGCACGGUUCGUCAGGUCGCUGUUUCUCGAGGUCGUUACUUGUGGAGCCGAACCAUGUUCUGGCGUGGCUGAACAUGAAUGGGCGCACAGGUUUUAUGGAUUGUCCUGGUAACGAUUGUCCUGGUAACGGGACCGAACUCCGGCUUACGGUUAGUCGGUGUUUACGAACGGUGUCCAGCUCACGAGACGUCGGAGAGGUCAGUGAUGCUCUGCGUACGCUCUUGCGUUACCUAGACGACGAUUGUCACGGCGAAGCCGCUGUCACAGGAGAGUUCCACCGAGUUUACUACACGCGAGUCCUGCAGGUGUUGAUCGGUGCGCUUUCGGCUGAUUGGAUGUCCGGUCUGUCCGAUGGCCAGCGCAAAGAAUUGUGGGACAAAUUUUUCCUCCUUGGGCCUCCAGACCAGGCAGUGCUGGCGCUGGUGGAUGCUAUCAGGUCCAGCAGCCCCAGUGCAGGUCUGGAGCGGAUGGUGUAUGUUCUGGAGCAGUUUGUGAAUAAGGGACGCAUUGCAGAUCUGUUGUGGACUCGCUGUGUGGAUGUAGGAGUCAGGUCGGAGUCGGCUCAUCUGAGGGAGUUGGUCUUGGCUCGCCUGGUUUCCCUCCCUGACCUUGUGUGUAACCGCUUGCACACCAACACCCCAGCUCCUCUCUUACCUCAGCAAUACUACCCCCUGCUGGCCACACAAAUACUACACACCCUGCAGAGGACAUGUCAAGCUCUCAGAGCGGGGCAGGACUGCUGUCUGGGUUUUGUGGCUCAGUUGUUGGGGAAGACAUGUGUGCAGAGCCACAGCGAGCUGCUGUUCGGUGUGUUGGCGCCUCAGCUCAGCUCUCUGACACACCAUGAUGUCCUGUGGCAACGUGUCAGCUCUACCCUGCUGGAGAACGUUCCAGAACGCUGGACAGAGGCUGUCGUCAGAGGACUCAUACAGGCACUUGAUGGUGCGGAGGCCUUGUCGAGAGUGAUGGGGAAUCUUGUAAUGAAGAAUAAGAGAGCUCAGUUUGUUGUAACACACAAACUUCUCCUGCUGCAGUACUCACUACAAGUGCAGGGCCUGAAGACUGUGCUGGGUUAUUUGGCCUUGGAUCCUGAACGAAGGUCACUGCUUAAACAGGUCUUGAGGAGUGUGUGUAAGGUUUGGUGUAAUAGCAGUGCUGUCAGACACACACCUGUGGAGCAGCAGUUGUAUGUGAGCAGAUCUCUCCUGCUCUGUGUGAGUCUCCUCAGUCAGGAUGACAUACAGGAGCUGCGCACAGAGCUGCUGCAGUGCAUGCUGGGAGGAGUGCAGUGUCGUCUGGACAGCAGUACUGAGCGUGUGCGGAAGAUUGGGAUGGUUGUGGGGGAGUGUCUCAGUCAGAAACUGGACACGCCCACCUCACAGCUCAAGUUUCAGUUCGAGCCUGAUGACGACACCUUAGAGUUGCGCUCUCUAAUGGAGCCUCCAUCUGCUCAACAUGUUCCUGACCCCCAACACAGUCAAAGAACUGAACCUGACUCUGAGGGUCAAAGGUCAGCAGGUCAGCCAGUGACAUCACAGUCCCCCUCAGCCAACCAAUCAUCAGCGCCAAAAGGAGACAGUGAUUCUGAGCUGGACAGUGAUGAUGAGUUGACUCCGUAUGAUAUGUCAUGUGAUCAGGAGAAGCCCAGGGUGACCCCGCCCCGCUAUGUCAGAGACUGUCUGGAUGUCCUGCUGAGCAGUGAUGAUGCAGAGAGAGUGAGGAUGAGUCUGCAGGUUGCUGAGGAACUACUGAGGAAGAACAUCAGUGCUACUCAAGAGGUGAGUGUGCAGUUCAGUAAGGUGUUAUUACACUUGGAGGACAGGUACAGCACACCGGCCUUCCACAGCCUCAGACAGAACACCAUGGUCGCUCUCACAGUGACACACACUGAACCGGUUGUGAAGUACUGGACCACAGAGUUCUAUGGACUCAAUUACAGUCUGAGACAGAGAAUGGACAUCCUGGAGGUCCUCGCUCUCUCUGCACAAGAGCUGUGUGAGCCAAUCGCAGACAAGCACAGCUCGUUCGUGGAGCCAAUCACAGAUAAGCACAGCUCGUCCAUACAGACGCUCUCCAUGGAGCCAGUGACGACUCCAGAACAGUGCAGUGGUCCGGUUCACUGGCGGCAUGUUGUGGAGGAACGCAUUCAGAGCAAAACCAAACGUCUCAGCAGGGGUGUGUCUCGUGCCCCACCGAAAACUGCCCCAAACCGCUUUGCCCCUGUGGCAGGACACUUCUUCUUCCCCCUGCUCAGGAACUAUGACAGGCCGCAGGUCACCUUUGACCUCUUGGGAAGUGAUCAUCUUGUGUUGGGGCGGCUGAUCCACACUCUGGGAUUACUGAUGCACUUGGCCACUAAUGCACCGGUGGCAGCUCAGAUGGGCAGAGCACUUCUGGACUUCGUGUGGGUGCUGCGUUUCCAUGCCGACCAGAUGGUGAGGCGUGGGGUGUUAUUUGCUGUGUGUGCUGUAUUUCUGAGCAUGCCCAGUAACUGUCUGCUGCUGGAGCUCAGUGAGGACCUGACAGAGACCAGGGUCUGGCUGGCAGAGGUGGCAGAGAGUGAUCCAGAUGCAGACUGCAGGAGUUUAGCUGUUCAGAGUCUUCGUCUCCUGGACCAAGCCCUGAAAACAGAGCUUCAGCUCAACACGCCUGAACAUACCUGAAUUCAGCUGAACACGCCUGAACAUACCUGAAUUCAGCUGAACACGCCUGAACAUACCUGAAUUCAGCUCAACACGCCUGAACAUACCUGAAUUCAGCUCAACACGCCUGAACAUACUUGAUUGGAUCAGAAUGCUGGGGUGAGAUUGUCACUGAUGGAUUUCUGCUGAACAGGACAAUGUACUCAUCACACACCCACAAAUAUAUACACAAAUGUCUGCCUAAACUCAUCACAUCAUGCAUACUC